Messenger RNA from Bursaphelenchus okinawaensis, 920 nucleotides. The record is from the annotation of a GenBank genome assembly. NCBI's taxonomy places the organism in Eukaryota, Metazoa, Nematoda, Chromadorea, Rhabditida, Aphelenchoididae.
AUGCGAGCCAUCCUGCUGACUUUGGCCGUUGUGGCCCCAGUUUCGGCUAUCUUCUUCGGCGGCGGCCAAAGCUGUGGAUGCUCAAGCUGCUGCUCGGCCCCCACCACCACAACCAGGUAAGCCUCACACACUACUUUUUAGUUUAUUUUUUAAAAUUUUCUUUAAAAUUUAAAAAAAAAGUACACCACUGAAAGACUAAAAUAUGUAUGGACAGUUCUAACUGCUAUGAAUCUCUUUCAGUAUGUGCUCCUCAACCAUCAUGUGGAUGUGGAGGAGGUGGUGCUCCAGCCGCCUAUGCUCAACCAGUAUCUGCUCCAUGCCGCCCACGUUACAUCAUCGUACGCCCUGUUGAAUCCGGAGGAUACGAAUCUGGACCAGUUGGAGGCGGUUACAAUCAAGGACCAAUUGGAGGUGGUGGUUACGUUCAGGCUCCAAUUGCUGGACCAAGCUUCUCCGCCCCAAUCCAAGGCCCCAGCUACUCGGCUGGACCAGUUGCCGGCCCAAGCUACGCCGCUUCUGCCCCAGUCGCUGGACCAAGCUACUCGGCCCCAGUCGCCGGGCCCAGCUACUCGGCCCCAGCUCAAGUAGCCGCUCCAGUCGCUUCGUACGCAUCCGGAGGUGGUGAAGGAGCCGUCGCUGCCUCAGCCGCCGCCUACGCUUCCAAGACUGUGAACGCCGAAGGAAAGUGCUCCAACAAGGAAUUGAGAAAGAUUCUGGAGAAGGAGAUCGUCCCGGGAGAUGCCAACGAGUCCAAGCGCGCCGUCUACCGCGUCGCCAACCAACAAUUCAGCGACGCCAACAGCGAGAAGGGCAUCGACGUCAUCUGUGCUCCAGCCUUGAUCAGCUACAGAGUCGCUACUGACUUCUACUGCGAAUACACCAAAGAAGACAUCACUUGCUUCGCCUUCCAACAAGCCUAA